UGGCAAGAGCUCUGAGAGCAGAAGUCUCUUUUUAGACAACGACGAAUCAAGAACUCUUAUUAUGCCUUGUUUUGUUCAACAAAAGGCAACAACAACAACCACCACAAGAAGAACUACAACGUGAAAUCCACCUUUAAUUAUUGCAAUAAUAAAAUCCAUUUUACCUGGAAUUUCUUCUCCACAUUUCUAUAUCGUUAAAUCUGUCAAGCUGGCGUCGUUAAAGAGAAAUAACAAUAAUAUAAGCAAUUACAAUAAUAAUAUAAUGUGGAGUAGUACAAUAUCGCCAACCAACUCUAAGAAACUAUUAAUCGGUAGCACACGAAGCGUUGAUUAUGUCGGUGAUAGUGCGAAAACAACAACAACAACAACAAUACCAACAGCAGCCAAUAUUAAAACAACGGGAACUGGAGCAGGAGCAGGCACAGGCACAGGAGCAGCAAACAAAGGAGCAACGGCCAAAGGACAACAAAAAGGAGCAGCAAACACAACCACAGCGAAUAGCACAACAAAAAUCUCAAUUGAAAUGGAGCUACAUAUACAAAACAAGUGCAUCUCGGCAUAGCGUAUCACUCUGGAGGGUGGUGCAGAGCCGCCAUGGCUGCAGGGCCCCCCUUAAAGCUGCAUUUUUGGGGGCUACUGGCGUCGGCAAAACAAGCAUAUUACAGCAAUUUUUUUACCAUGACUUCCCAAAGACUCAUCAGACGACAACGCAUCGGAAAAUCUAUAAAAACUGUUUGGUCUGCGAUACAUGCAUACGGGAGCUGAUGGUACUGGACGUUCCACCCCAGAAGCGAUUUCCGGCUGAUAACUUUGCUGAAUGGAAUAAUGGACAUCCGCUGGGGUUGCGAACGGUGCACGCCUAUGUUCUAGUCUACGACAUGGGCAAUUUGGAAACGUUUCAGUACUGCCGCUCCAUAAGAGAUCAAAUCUUGGACAGUUUCAGUCAUCGUGAUUUUAGCAUAAUUGUGGUUGGCAAUAAAUUUGACAAUGUGACUGAGGCGCAGGCCAACUCGCAGGAACUCAAGGACAUUUCCACGCUUGUGCGUAAACAUUGGCGUUGUGGAUAUGUGGAGUGCUCGGCGCAAUACAACUAUAAAAUCGGAGACGUUUUUCGUGAGCUAAUGGGAUGCAGUAGCGGAGGCGUCACUGGGACGACGGGUGGAGGAGGUCUCGUUGGCACUGAGUUCUCACAAUCAACUAGGAAUAAAGGACGCUGUACAAUACUCUAGCAAAUGCUGCAUAAGUUUUUAAAGCAAACAUUUUGAUCUCUCGCGCGCAGACAGCAGAAGCUGAAGAAGACGAUGGGGAGCAUCGCUGGCAAACAUUUUCAGUUGUUCAGUUGUUCAGCAGUUGAACUGGGACAAUGGGGCGUAUGCGUAUUCUCCAUAGAAAAUAACAACGGCAACAAUGUUGUAUCCCCUGCGAACGCUUGCUGAUGCAUAUUUUAGCAUAUACUUGUACUUAUAAGUGUACAUGCAUACACACACACGUACAUACAACAUACAUACAUACUAUUACAUAUUAUAUUUAGUAGUCGACACACUUUGCUGGUUGGCUCUCAGACCUUUUAUCUACUACCGCUCUACCGCUCGCUGCUUCUUAUUCUCACUCGCAUUUUCAUUCUCACUUCUCCGUCUUUGUCUCCCUUGUUGGUCAUUUUCGUUUGCUGCUUUUGUUUGGCAUUAUUAGAACAUUUAGCUCGUCGCUUUCUUUGAGCCAUUGCACAGCAGACAACACACACAGCUGCAACAUUUUUUGGCUAGCAGCUAACUUUUUAUGUAUUCGCAUUCGCAUUCGCAUUUGCAAUUCAAUGCCUCAAAAAGCUGCUCAACGCUGCAGCUAUGAAUAUGCAAAGACAACAGCAAGUUAAAUGAAGAAAAUGCAUAAGACAUUUUCAACAAUGCUGCCAAUGGAACAUUUUUCUUUUUUUUUUCUAUUUACAUUUGUCGUUUUUCGAUUUCGUUUUCGUUUUUUAUUUGUAAGUAAUAGGCAAUUAAUCCCACCAUAAUUUACAAUACAUUUUAUGAAUGAACAAAUAAACUUGUUAUUAACAAACGUAGAGAAACAAAAACCAAAUUCCAUUAGUAUUUACGGUAUAACGGUACUUAUACGGUAGCUAUCUUUAAGAGAUAAUCUAGUUAUAUAUACAUACAUAUAUAAAAGAUUCAUUAACGUUGUGAUCAUUUCAAGAAUUAGUUGUUAAGCAGGUGUGACGCAAUCGGAACGCCAGUUGAGGUCAAGUAAAAUUAUAUAGCCCUUUAAUGGUUACGAAGUAUAUGAUACCUAUUUUUAAGCUUAGCCAGAAUGAAGACAGAAGGGCUCGACAAAUAAACGACAACUAAUGAGUAAUGCAAUGAUGCUGUGGAAAUUGUUUAAACGCAGCAAUCCAUUCAAGAAAAACUGCCCAAAAGCCUGAAUUAUAUCAAAUAAAUAAUACUUUGGAAGAACGUUGAAACUUUAAUUUCUUCUUAAUCGUAGGCCAUAAUAGAAAAUUCUUAGAUAACAAACUGGAAUUGUUGCUUUUAAACAAUUUCUAUGCCAUACAAAUCGGGAUAACGAAUAUAUUGCAUUAAAUAAAGCCUUAAAACAAUGCAACCCCAGAUGUUAUUCAUAAUAAUUAAAAUGAAAAUGGAUUAAUAUUAUAGUUAAGAUUAUUAAGAGAAUUAUUUGAGUAAGCGCACAAAAAUAAAAACAAUUGUGUUAUUAUUUUUAGUGUUCUUUGAAAAUAUUGAACAAACAAAUACAACAAAAAUACUUUUUAUCCAAAUUCGGAUUUGCAUAAUUUGUAGAGUUGAAGAAAAACACCUUGACUAUGAUAGAGACUAGAUCAUUAGAUAUGUGACAUACAGACAGAUAUGUUUCCAUAGUAAAAUGCUGACGUACACACUUUAAAUAGAACUUAACAAUACUUUUACACUAUUUUCACAACAAAAACAACAACAACAACAACAAAUCUACGUAACUCUAUACCGAACUCUUUCUUUACCUCAAACAACACUCGAAAGAUAAGCAAUCAAGUCUGACUUUGUACAUAGAGAUUUCAAGAACUUUACUAAACUGCAAAGCUCUAAAAAUAAACACGUAUGUAUAAUCAACAAGAACAACAGCAACAACAACAGCAAUAUGUGUAUAUUUAUGAACAAGAAAAUCAUCAUUAACAUUCCUAGACAUACAUAUGCUAUAGACAACUGGGCUGACUGCCAAAAUUCAAGUUGAGUGCUCAGAUUAGGUCUCGCGGUUAAUCAAACUAAUUAAAUCGGCAUUCAUUACAAUUUCUCAAGUGGAAACGUAAAUUUUUGGAAUUUAUUAAAGGGUAAAUAAAAUGCAUAGGCAAUAAUAAUAAUUCAAUUAAAAAUCGCAAGAAUAUUUAAUAUACACAUUAUACAUACGAAAAUAUAUAUUGUUGAACAUAACAUUAAAUAUCAAAUUGUAGCCUUGGGGCUUUGAUAACAAUAUACUUAAUCAUAAUAAUAAUAAUAAAGACGAAAAUAUAAAUAUAGAAAUUUUAGAAAUGUGCAGCCAAAUUUGUUGACUUGUUGAUGAAGUGUGUUCAUUAGAUUCCAAAAAAAAACAACAAAAAACAAAAGAUGAAAUUUCAUAAUUCAAAAGCAAAAGCAAAUUAACUCUCAAAAUGCUGAAAGUCUUAUUUCCAUUGUUCACAAGUAAAAACUAGAAUACGCUGACAUCGCGAUGUAUGAAAACAUACAUUAAUACAUGCAUACAUUCGUACAUUCUUACAUACACACACACACACACAUACAUGUAUAUGCUGUAUUUGUAUUGUAUAUAUGUAUUAGAGACUACGUGUAUAUGUGUUUGGUUCGAGUUUUCUUUUAUGAUUUUGAACAUUUACGGAUUCGUCAAAAUGGCUGUUAAUUUUUGGAAAAAAGAAAAGAAUAAUUUAAUAAUGCUAAAUGCUCAAAACAAUACACAAUAAUAAACAAAAACAAAAAAAACACAAAAUAAAUUAAACGAAACACAAAAUUUGCUGUUGAAUUAUAUUUAAGCAACGCGUUGCCUGCAACAGUAAAACUAAAAUAAUUAAUAUAUUUGUAGUUAUGUAUUUGAAGAGUAAACAAAC
This is a messenger RNA of Drosophila sulfurigaster albostrigata, 4081 nucleotides long. Its product is annotated as ras-like protein family member 10B. Lineage: Eukaryota; Metazoa; Arthropoda; Insecta; Diptera; Drosophilidae. The record is from RefSeq and is a predicted model, not a curated record. Gene Ontology annotation, molecular function: GTPase activity; GTP binding. The coding region runs from base 333 to 1229 and encodes 298 amino acids. The transcript is spliced from 7 exons.